Messenger RNA from Lepisosteus oculatus (spotted gar), 3080 nucleotides. RefSeq names its product AUP1 lipid droplet regulating VLDL assembly factor (gene aup1). Gene Ontology annotation, cellular component: endoplasmic reticulum membrane. Gene Ontology annotation, molecular function: ubiquitin binding. Lineage: Eukaryota; Metazoa; Chordata; Actinopteri; Semionotiformes; Lepisosteidae. The record is from RefSeq and is a predicted model, not a curated record.
GCCACGUUUUUUCAACAUGGCUCUCGUUUUAGCAGGGGGGGUGAUGGCUUUUGAGAGUAAAGCAGCAGGUUAAACAAAAUAUAAAAAUAGCAUGCGGGGAAUUAGACUUUCAUCACUGGAUUCAGUUUACAGAAAUAUUAAAUAAUGGCAACGCCAGGGAUUGAACAGCUGUUUGACUUCCAGAGGUGGCCACGCGAUGGACUGCUUCUCUUCGUUUUUCUUUUGUACGCCCCAGUAGGAUUGUGCUUGCUGCUGCUCAGAAUAUUUAUCGGUGUGCACGUGUUUUUAGUGAGUUGUGCCCUACCGGACAGCCUAGUCAGAAGAUUUAUUGUGCGUGUCAUGUGCUCAGUUCUGGGUAUGUGUGUGAAACAGAGCAACCCUCGUCUGAGGGACAGAAAUGUGAAAUUGUACAUCUCUAAUCAUGUGACACAGUUUGACCACAACAUCAUCAACCUCCUAACAUCCUGCAACACGCCCAUGUUGGAUGGCUCUCCUGGUUUCGUGUGCUGGGCGCGUGGGUUCAUGGAGCUGGGGAUGAUGUCUAGCAGGUCAGAAAUGGCCGAGUGCCUGAAGCAGUACUGUACUACUGAGGGCAACCUGCCCCUGCUGCUGUUCCCCGAGGAGGAAACUACCAACGGCCGGACAGGCCUCCUCAAAUUCAGCUCCUGGCCUUUCGCUGUUACAGAUUCUGUCCAGCCUGUGGCUUUGAUUGUGAAGAGGCCGUUCAUACCAGCGAAUACUGAGGAGUCCUCUUGGAUUCUUGAGCUGUUAUGGACGCUCUUCAUCCCGUUUACAGUGUAUCAAGUAAGGUGGCUUCCAGUGGUGCCACGACAGGAUAGCCACACGAACCAAGAGUUUGCUAAUAAGGUCCAGGAGAUGUUAUCUAAGGAGCUAGGUAUUGCCUCGACGCAGAUCACACGGUCAGAUAAAGCAGAGCUCAUUAAGAGGAAAAGGCAUGUUGCGCCUCAAACUACAAAUUCAAAUCAGUCUGUAGGUGCUAGACCCAGAGCCAGUCCCGUGAGCUUCAUGGCUCCUAACUCAGGGGUGGAGGAUGUGAGGAUGGCCCAGAUGAUUCAGCAGGUGAAAGAAGUGCUUCCGGAUGUCCCAUUCAGCAUCAUCAAGAGAGACCUAGGGCGGACAAACUGCGUGGACACCACGAUCACCAAUCUGCUCGAGGGAGCGGAGGAGCUAGUUCUAGAUUCUGCGGGGGGGUCAGGCUCUGUGCCCGCCCGGAGUCCCGUCUCUGGCAUCACAGCUCCCAGGCCGCCUGUGAAGCCCACUUCUAAAACAUUUGGGAAAUCUCCAGCUGACAGACACAUGUCUCUGCAGGAACGAAAAGAGGCCCUCUAUGACUACGCCAGAAGACGUUACAUUGAGAAGCAUGGACUGAAUCAAGACACCGAUAAAGCCCACUGAUGCUGCAUGGGGAAGAAGGAACAGAUGAAACAGCCAUUAUUAUCAAAAUUGUAUUGAACUCAGGCAAGGGGCCUUGGUGUCUGCAAACACUCAUGUAUAUUACAGGAACAGGUGUGUGGAGAAGAUUUACUUUCAAAGACUUAAAUGGAAGGUUUUUUAAACCUUUUGCACGGCAAUCAUGCAUGUACCUUCUUUCUAAUUAUUUCUCUUUACAAAGAAAAAUUAUUUUGGUAAAAGUUUGUAUUAAGAUCCAGUUACAGUGAUGCAUCUUUUAUUACUUUGUACAAGUUUAAAAGUGAUUCGCAGAUCGUAAAAGCAGAAUUCAUCUUAUUUAAUUUGAAAGGUUGAGACUUCUGUAGGUUCCUUACAUUACAGUUAUACGAAUAUUGCAAUAACAUACGGUAUCGGCUUUUAAAUAAAUCCUGCCAUUCAAGAAAGCAAGAAGGUAAUCCUGUGUAAUGUGUUUUUCAUGUGUCACAGUGUUUAAGUACCACCAGAAAGAAGUUACUCUCCAGGUUCCCUGUUUCAUUGGCCCCAUACACUGAAUUUAGCUGAUCUGUGUAGUGCAAAGCUACGUUAUGGCCCAUAUAUUAACAAUUAUUCUAAUGGCAAAAAGUAUAUUUUUACAAGUUCUGUACCUUAACUGAAUAAUAGCUGUGCUGUGGUGCAUGACUUGGUUUAUAGAGGCAGUGUAAUUUUCAGUACCGACGAUUACUCAGAGUAUCAGGUGUUUCCUGUCAAGUCCAGAGUAAAUUAUUUCUGAGGCCUGGGGAUAAUCAUGAUCCAUUGCAUAGGCAAUGUAUGCACAAAUUUAAUCUGAUUUUCACAUUUCAACAAGUUAUUGAGUACAUUUCUUCAGUAUAAAUUGCUUUGAGUCACCUACUUCAAUUGAGAUGAAAAUGAAUUGUCCAGUGAUAUGCUGGGAGCAAGAAAAAAUGUGGUCGGCAUUUUUUCUUUGCAGAAAUGGUACUGGAUUUUAAGGCAGAUUUAUACUUUUGUUAAUUUGUCAGUUAAACAUUGGCAUCUGUAAUAUUUUCCUGACUUGUGCUUGCCUGAACUGUGCCGUUUUACCCAUUGUUGAAGGCCGAUUUAUUUCUCCCAAGGAGUUCUAUCGGUGUAGAAGAGUUUAAUUUUCUCUCAAAUAACCUUGACCACAUCUUAAGUGAGUGAGCAUUAUCGGUCUAAAAAUGUACCUUCAGUGCCAUUAUGUACUAUUGGCAUUGUUGACAUAUGUCCAACCUGUGAGCUGUUUAAUAAUUAAACUUUGAUGCACCAAGUGUCUUAAAUCGUUAGUAAUACCAUAAACAUAAGUUUGUUACUUGACCCCAAUCUCUGUAUGAUCUCUUCAAACCUUUAUUUUACAGUUAAGUGCACUAUUCAUUAGGUAGUGUGUGAAAUCUGGUAUUAAUGGUGUGUGUAAAGCACUUCAAUUGAGACGAGUCCAGAGGCUUCUGUAUCUCAGCUGCUUACAGCUAUCUGUUUUAUUUCAUCUUAAAUUUGAAUUACAUAUUUAUCCUAGGUGUUCAUUUCCUGGUACUACUGUAGGUUUGCUAGUCUUAGUCUUCAGCUUAUUUAAAUUAUGCAAUCGAGUGCAAAUGACUGUUUUGAUAGCUCUGUGUUUCAUUUCGGAGGAACAAAUAAAAAGAAAGCGUGAGGAUCCUUAA